GAUGGCCUUGUUGAAAUUUUCAACUCGCAGGGUCGCCAAGGACACUAAAGAAGGAUAUUUCUAUAGAUCUGCGUUUUUUGAACAGGCUUGUUUUGGGCAGGCUUGCGGACGCAAACAUGGCGGCCUCCUUACGGCUAGGACAUCGAGCUGUUUUAACUGGUUUGAGGUUUAUUCCGUUUCAAAAAUGUUCUCACAUAAAUCAGAGUUCGUCCAGGCAACUGUUUCAGUCUGCGUAUUUAUUAGGGGUCGCCCCUCUCAAAGUGCAGAUGCCAGCCCUCUCACCCACCAUGGAACAGGGCAACAUUGUGAAAUGGCUGAAGAAGGAAGGUGAGGCGGUGGCAGCUGGUGAUGCUCUCUGCGAAAUUGAGACAGACAAGGCUGUGGUUACCAUGGAAUCCAAUGAUGACGGAGUACUAGCUAAAAUCCUGAUGGAGGAAGGUAGUAAGGAUGUGCGUUUAGGGACACUCAUUGCUUUGAUGGUUGAAGAAGGGCAAGACUGGAAAGAUGUGGAUAUCCCACCGCUUGUCUCCUCCCAGCCUGCUGCAGCUCCUCCCCCUCCUGCAGCUGCACCUUCCCCAGCACCUGUAGCCCCACCCUCCAGAGCUGCACCUGCUGUUGGACCGUUGCGGUUGAGUCCUGCUGCCAGACACAUUUUAGACACACAUGGUUUGGAUCCUCACUUGGCUACAGCCACAGGACCAAGAGGGCUCAUCACUAAAGAAGAUGUUUUAAACCUACUGAAGAAAGGUGAUGCAGGCCGCCAAGCAGCUCCAGUGACCGUGUCUCCUCCUGCUCCUCCACCUCCUCCUUCCUCCUCGCACGCUCCUCCACCCGCUCCAGGCUUAGGACGGCCUCUUCACCCAGCUAUCUCAGUCCCUGGAAAACCUGGAGCUCCAGGCACUUUCACAGAGAUCCCAGCCUCUAAUGUGAGGAGAGUGAUCGCACAGAGACUAACACAGUCCAAAACCACCAUACCUCAUGCGUAUGCCUCAGUGGACUGUGACAUGGGUGCCGUGAUGCAGCUUCGCAAAGAGCUAGCCCAAGAGGAGAUCAAGGUGUCUGUCAAUGAUUUCAUUAUCAAAGCCGCUGCUGUUACACUCAAAGAAAUGCCCGAAGUCAAUGUGACCUGGUCAGGUGAGGGACCACAAGCACUGGACUCCAUCCAUAUUUCCAUCGCCGUGGCGACCGAGCGUGGCCUCAUCACCCCCAUCAUCAAAGAUGCAGCAGACAAAGGCGUGCAGGAGAUCGCCGCCAACGCCAAGACACUGGCUCAGAAAGCAAGAGCAGGGAAACUGUUACCAGAAGAAUACCAAGGAGGAUCCUUCAGUAUCUCUAACUUGGGGAUGUUUGGCAUCAGCGGCUUCAGCGCAGUGAUUAAUCCUCCUCAGGCGUGUAUCCUGGCAGUGGGGAGCUCCAGGGCUGAGCUGACACCGACAGCAGAGGGCCUCUGCACACAACACCUGAUGACCGUCACCCUGUCCAGCGAUGGACGUCUAGUAGACGAUGAGCUUGCCUCACGCUUCCUUGAAAAAUUUCGCAGCAAUUUAGAGACGACCCAGCGUAUGGCCCUCGCUUAGAGAAGAGGACAGAUGAAGAGAAGGAGAGCGAGGUGUUAUAGCACACUGAAUGUUACUAAUAGUAUAGCUGGGUAACUAAAGAAAGUUAUUUAAAAAGAAAUACACACAGUUAAAAUGAAUCAUGUUACCCAAGACCCUUCUUUAAGUUGAUGUAAAUGUAAAGGCAAGAUUUUGUUAUGGUACAUUUGGACUUAGUAUUUAAAUAUUUCACUAAUAUUAUAUUUUGCAGAUGGGUCAGUGUAAAAAAUAUGGCACUUUAAUUUAUUAGGUCUUCGGUUCUGGCCACCAUUUUUCGAACAUGCAUUCUUUUUACAUUUCUUCUGAAGAAAUAUGGUGAAAUCUCAAAUUCCUUCCCUCCUAAGUGGCUGCCAGCUCACUUUCACAGAAGCGAGCAGUCACUCAGCCCUCUCCAUAUUUCCUCAGCUGCCCUGUGACAUUAGAUGAGCAGAAGUGAAAAACACAGUUGCUGCCUUCACAUAUCUUGUUGGAAGAACAUCCUUACCCCAUAUUGCAUGGUGCUAUAUGACGGAGAGGCAAGAGGUUAAUUAGCAUCUACCAACACUUCAAAUAAAAAAAAAAGGGAGAUAACUCUGUGGUGUCAUACACUAAACAGUAACACAAAAUAAACUUGUUGUCUGAACCAA
This is a messenger RNA of Hemibagrus wyckioides, 2221 nucleotides long. It is a transcript of the gene pdhx, whose product is annotated as pyruvate dehydrogenase complex component X. The record is from RefSeq and is a predicted model, not a curated record. Gene Ontology annotation, molecular function: acyltransferase activity. Gene Ontology annotation, biological process: pyruvate decarboxylation to acetyl-CoA. Gene Ontology annotation, cellular component: pyruvate dehydrogenase complex; mitochondrion. The transcript is spliced from 12 exons. Bases 117 to 1577 code for a protein of 486 amino acids. NCBI's taxonomy places the organism in Eukaryota, Metazoa, Chordata, Actinopteri, Siluriformes, Bagridae.